This is a messenger RNA of Gloeophyllum trabeum ATCC 11539, 7137 nucleotides long. RefSeq lists its product as uncharacterized. Gene Ontology annotation, cellular component: endosome membrane; fungal-type vacuole membrane. The transcript has 12 exons. Gene Ontology annotation, molecular function: metal ion binding; 1-phosphatidylinositol-3-phosphate 5-kinase activity; ATP binding. NCBI's taxonomy places the organism in Eukaryota, Fungi, Basidiomycota, Agaricomycetes, Gloeophyllales, Gloeophyllaceae. The coding region runs from base 187 to 7080 and encodes 2297 amino acids. Gene Ontology annotation, biological process: phosphatidylinositol phosphate biosynthetic process. The record is from RefSeq and is a predicted model, not a curated record.
GCUUGAUAUCUGCUGCUCGAGCGCAGGCUUGGGAGGAUAUCUGUUGUGUUCCCAGAACCUCUCGGAACUCGCUUCCCGUCCUCCCGAAACAUACUUUACGUCCGUUAUUCUCCAUCGGUGACGUCCCUCUCGUCGAGCAAAAGAUGCAACCACGUUAAAUCUCUUGCCUUACAUUGAGUGUACCGCAUGGAAUCGCCUACGUCUCUCCCUGGACCGAGCCAGAGCGGGCUAUCUUCACGAUCUCGCAGCAACACGAAGCUGGUCGACGAUGUCACGAGUCUAACGUCUUUCAAUCCCUUCUCGGAAGAGGACGAGAACGAUCAAUCUUCCUACGCGCUGGUGUCUUCCUUGUUUUCGAAGCUGAAGAGCACCUUUACCGAUCCGCUGUCGCAAGCGGUAGCUGUAGCUUCUGGAGCGCCGACUAUCACCAGUAAUGGACAGAAAGAGAGCACUGCGAAGUCAUCCAGUACUACUGAACUACGACGGCCGUCCAACUCGGUGCUUCAGCACCAGACCUCUAACGUCUCCUCCCGAUCGUCCACGGAUCGUCAUGCUCCUCUUACUGUUCUAUUACCCAAGACUGCUCCUCCACUUGUUUCGCUUACGCCGGUAGUAUCCGAAGCGCCAUCAUUCAAUGGCGAAUAUGAUAGGCCACCAUCUCGGGGUGGGUUGAUGAAUUCACCGGCAGUGGAAACUCCAGAUGGGGGAGCAUACGGCACUGCGAUCCCUGGAUUCCCAAUACAAGAUGACGCUCGGAGUAUAAGAACCACUAUGAGCGUGAGGAGGUCAGAUUCAGUGUCCAAGGUCAUGCGGAGGAUACGCGGGGAGGGCCUCUCGAAGGAUUACUGGAUGGAUGAUGAAAACUGCAAGGAAUGUUAUGACUGCAAGAGUGUGUUUACGACCUGGAGACGGAAACAUCAUUGUCGUAUAUGCGGGCAAAUCUUUUGCUCGAGAUGUGCUUCCAACAUAAUCAAAGGCUCCCGAUUCGGCCACGACGGCAUGCUUCGUGUCUGUAAUCUUUGCCUCGAGAAAUUGCAAAAGGGUGACCAGGAGGACGAAGAUGACCGACGGUCCGUUACAUCUGCGCCUACAUCUGCAGCCUUUGCAGCUCAUCAGUUCGGAAUGGACGCUAUGUCCUUUGGCUUGGGUCAUCACCCUCAGUCUCCGUUCGCGGCGGCACAGCUGUUCGGGCGGUCCGACGAACCUUAUAACUUAUUCUCGAUAGCUGAGGCUAGGAAUAGACGUGCGGCCAACCGGUCGGAUGAUAGCGGUCUCUCCUCUCCUGCACGAUCUAUGUCCCCGGACGAUCUGGUAACCAGAGACGCCAUGCGUAAGAGUAUAGCGCCUUUCCGUCGCGGUGUUCACGAAGACGAGAAGGACGUGUUCGAUGUCCAGGAUGCGUCCUCUGAGCGUCCCGACCAAUCACCAAGGGGUGGUACUAAAACUCCUGUAGACUUCCCGAUAACCGUGCCCGUGAAUGUCGAUGGGACUAGCUCAAUUCAGUUUCCAGGAUCAUCACCAGAAAAUGCGUAUUCAGCGGGUAUUGUGGACAGCCCGGGACCGCACAAUGCUCUGAGGUCACGGUAUAACUCUUAUGCAGGCUACGACGAUCCUGGCACGCCAUUUAUCAGAAGUCGUGUACAGAGCCGAUUGACGGAAUACAUGAUUCCCGGGGAGCCCGCUUGGCGACAGCGGAGAGAAAGUACAGCCUAUGCACAGGAGCUGAACUUGAUCUCGAUGUUCCAUUUGCGGAUUAUGUUGCGACAGAUGCUGACCAAGGAAGAAAUACCAAAUGUCAAGGAGUGGGAGGAGACGCUGCUGAAGUUGGCACUUCGUAUUGCUCGUGAAUUGACGUUCACUGCGUACCCCCAGCGACAAGGCGCAGAUAUGGAUGUCCGCCGGUAUGUUAAGAUCAAGAAGCUUCCGGGUGGUACUCCUCAAGACUCUGAAUACGUGGACGGUGCAGUCAUUACCAAGAAUGUCGCGCACAAGCAGAUGUCUCGGACCCAGCGGAACCCUCGGGUGAUGCUUGUUACCUUUCCACUCGAGUUCCACCGAGUGGAAGGGCAGUACAUGCAUUUCGGACAGAUCGUGCGGCAGGAGAAGGAAUAUCUCGGCAACCUUGCAAGUCGAAUUGCAGCGCUCAGGCCGCAUGUACUGCUGGUUGAGAAGUCCGUCUCGCGACUCGCGCUGGACGCGCUUGCGAAGCAUCGGAUAGCCGUCGCGAGAUCGGUGAAGGGGUCUGCGGUCCAGUUUGUUGCACGCAUGACGCAGGCGGAUGUGUUCUCAUCCAUUGACAAGUUGGCUCUGGAGCCUCGAUUAGGACACGCAUCGAAUUUCCGGAUCCAGACGUUUGAUCAUCCUUUGAUCCCAGGGCGGCGUAAGACCUUCAUGCGCUUUGAGGGAUGCAGUCGGGACAUGGGAUGCACCAUUAUCGUCCGUGGGGGUGACAUUGAGGUGUUGAGGAGGAUUAAGAAGGUCACCAGAUUCCUGGCCUUCAUCGUCCGGAACUUGAAAUUGGAGACGCAUCUAUGGAAGGACUCGCUCAUAACAUUGCCGCCACUCUCGAGCCUCGCAGUUCCGUCCAACGCGGAGUCCACCGAACAUGAUCCGUUUGCCAACUUCGCAGCUACCUUUGACAAUCAAGGGGAUACUGGGAGUUCUUCGGCUCACAAUGAUGAUAUGGACAGCGAGGGUGAUGCCAGAAGCGUAGUGGAUGAAGACGCAGAGCAGUUGAAACUCUCUAGAAGAAUCCAAGAAUCCUUAGAGCCAUAUUUGAACACGUUCAUAUCCGUUUCGGCGACUUUGCGCUUCCCCCCGCCGUAUCCUAUCAAGAGGAUGAAAGAGCUAGAUGAUGAGCUCAUCAGGGCUAAGCAGGCCUGGGAAGAUGAAGUUAUCAGGCGAGAGGAGAAAGUCAACCACGGGCACCAACAAGAGAUGACCAUAACGCCUGCUUCUUUCCAAGAUGAACUAAAAGCCCAGAUAGAGGCGUUACCGGCAUUGCAUGAUCUGUCCAAAACACCGAAGCCCGGCGACGUUGAAGGUUCAUCGGGUUCAGAUACUCCAUCCAGUUACUUCGACGGUAAACAUACAUCGACUUCGUCCAUGUCCACAAUGGCCACUACCUCUCUGACCGCACCCGCUUCACCAGCCUUAUCGACCGUCGCACCUGACGAGACCCGGAUCCCGCUCAGGUCGGUUGCCGACAUCGCCCUAGAAAGCCAUUAUGGGCAAGUAAAGGCGCAGCAUGAGGAGCAACGAAGGGUCUGGGAAUGGUAUCUUCGAAAGAACCGCGACGACUUCGUGGUCGAGAAGUAUCAAUGUAUCAGUCUAUGGGAGUUCACCUUACCCAUAGCUGAGUACGAACGCCACCGCGCCUGCUUUCCGCCAAAACUCAAAUACGUCACCUUCUAUGGGGAGGGCGAUUGUACUUUGGGACAAUUCAUAGACAAAUCUAUCGUGGAGACCGUCCGUCAGUUCCUGGAUCCGAAAGCAGUCUGCUCGGGUAAGGGCUGCAAUCAGCCUCUUGCACGGCAUUGCAAGGUCUAUGUCCAUAAUGAGACUCGGCUGUUCGUUGGAGUAGAACAGUGGGACGGCCAAAUCAAAGGGCAGGCCGCUUACGCACCCUCACCGGACCUGAUCACUACUUGGAGCGUCUGCAGGAAGUGCGGGUCGGUCACACCGUUUAUACCAAUUUCGCAGGAGAUGCAAAGGUAUUCUUUUGCCAAGUUCUUGGAAUUGCACUUCUAUCCCGCGGACGUCCAGCUGGUUCAAGGGGCUGGUUGUCAGCAUAACAUCUACCGGGAUCACGUCCGAUACUUUGCCUUCAACGGCAUGUCUGUUCGGUUCCAGGCUGACCCUAUUACAUUGCAUGAAGUCGUGUACCCACCGAUGCGCAUCCGCGUCAGGCCGGAAACUCUUCUGGAGCUGAAAAAUACCGACUACGAGCGUCUAAUGAAUCGCAACACGACUUGGUACACAGCCCUUAUUCACGACCUCAGGUUGACAGAGAUUGAUGCUGCCACCGGCGAUGAAGAAGCUGACGCCCAACAAAGUGCUGAAAUCAAUGCACUAAUCGUUAGAGCCGAAACAGAGAGAAAUGAGAUCGCUCGACGGAUCAAUAAAGUGUACAAGGAGUCGUCCCCGACGGACACGCUAGCCCUGAACGAAGUACGCGCCUACAGACAGGACAAGAUUGUCGCAUGGCAGCAGGAGUUUGACGGGCUUCCUAAGCCAAGGGUCUCACAGGUUCCCUGGGAGAAAGGUGGGCGCAGAGUGUCUGCCUUUGGAACAGUACGCGCUAUGUGGCCCAGGAAACAUGAACUGUCGACAGCCUUCGAUCAGCACGCACCUUCAUCAAGUGUUUCAGAAGCUGAAGAAGUAGUCAUGCCUCCCAGAAGAUUAACAGGGGACUCGCUGACAUCGACGUCCUCUGCAUCCGAGGCAUCAGAGUCGGAUGUCGGCGAUGGCACUUUGCGCCGCAGCCAACUUCCCUCGGAUAAUGAACUUGUUUCGACCGAAGACACUACAAGCGCGCCUGUGACUGAACAAGCGAGCACGUCCGAUCCCGAUAGCGAUUCGACUAUCGGGGCUGUACCGGGCGAAGUAGAAAUGACUCUGUCACCAUCGACUGUCCGUCAAGCAGGUGCGGUGAGGGUUGACCCGGCACCUCCGCAACGCGUGUCGAGGCUGCCUAGGCGUUCUGCUCAACAACCCAGCGUGGCUGAGCUAGUCAAGAAAUAUCAAGAGUAUCUGCCACCUCAGGGAGUGCAAGAACUAGCGAAGACGGCUCUUCCUCCGCGCUAUCCGGAAAGCGAUCAAGAGUUUACUAGCCAACCGAUUCGGACCGUAAUUAAGACCAAACCACGCGGCAAUUUGCUUGCCAGGAAGGCUUCAACUUCAGAUUUCGAGCACAGUUAUGCCGCCAAUAUUGCCCCGCGGUACUUAGCGCGUCCACGACGUCAUGUUGCUCAAGGUACUCGAGCUCCAGGAGGCUUCGCAUCCUCAUUGGAAUCAGGCCCUACUUCCCGUCGAACUUCUCCCGACAAGCGACCGCCCUUCAUCCGGACCGCCACCGAUACCACCCUCCGAACCGGACGUACAUCGCCGCCCCCAGUCGCUUCUGGUAGCAGUACCUCACAGUUCCUCGCCGUCGGCAGAGGCUCCAGGUUGAAAGCGGUGAGAGGGAACGCGAAAGACAAAGCGCCCUCUCGCCCGACCUCCGCAGCUGGCCCCAAGUCGACCCUCCGCCGCAUAACACCCAGCCAGGGCAGCAAAGUCUCCAACAUAGCGAAGCAUUUUGAACGUCUUAGCAAAGAGAACGAGCGAUCCGGUAGGCAGCGAUAUGCUGUCAUCCGAGGUCGCAGACCGCGUCCUGUCGCUUCUGCUCGAGCUCGGGUUGAGGUACUCGAAAGCGUACAAGAUGUAAUCAGGGAUGAGUCAGAAAGCUCAGACUCUUCUAGUGAGGCUGACGACGAAGGGGGCGGCGACGAAGAAGACGUUCGCAAACCUCCGGAAGUUGAGACGAAAGUUGAUACGACAGUUGAAACCCCUACGGUUGUGGUCGAACGGGAAAUGGCUGGUGGGAUGCCCUCUGCUGAUCCCUCUGCCGGAGUCGACGGCGCGAAACACACAGGCCAACUCGUCGAGGUGCCACGAGCUCGUGAUAUCGCACAGGAUCUCCCUUCUUUCCCUCCGUCGCCCAUACUGUCGGGGACUCCUAUGACACAACAGCCAUCCCCUACGCACCCCUUUGCGGAACUUGAUAUGGGCCCGCCAGGUGCAGAGCGUCACUCUAUUUUGAAAGCGCUUUCUGGUUUCUGGCCGCAACAAUUCCCGCAACCUCGCUCCCGCAUGGAAAUGGACGCGGAUGAUCCUAUGGCGGAUCCUGAGCAUAUUUUUCGAGAAUCAUCAAUGGUUGUGCGCACCGACGAGCCUACUUCUAUCAUUGCACUGGCUCUGAAUUCUCCGCAAUAUCGCGAGAUGCUCGGCAAAUCUCGCGCGGAGAAGCGACAAGCGAGAGAGCCUAAGUUGACGGAAAGUGGAGAGGUGUUCAUGCCCGAUGAUCGUUCCGUGGCCGAAUCUACAUCCACCUGGGGUGUCGUUAACGUAGAAGUGGCUGAAGGAACGAAUCCAACGGAAGAAAUGCGUGUCCCCUCUUCGAAACUACCAUGGCAAAUCUCGUUCGAGAGCGGGGGCUUGACCAUCUCAUGCACUGUUUUGUAUCCCGAACAAUUCGACGCUCUGCGACGAACCUAUGAUUGCGAGAAGAGCAUGAUAGAAUCUCUAGCGCGGUGCAUCAAAUGGAACGCAAGCGGUGGUAAAUCAGGUUCCGCGUUCCUGAAGACCAGAGAUGACCGCUUCAUCGCAAAAGAACUCUCUAAGGCUGAGAUGCAGACCAUGGAGUCGUUUGGACCGGCUUAUUUCGAUUACAUGUCAUCUGCGGUCACUGCCAAGCGUCCCACCCUGCUUGCGAAAGUGUUUGGGUGCUACAAGAUAGCGUUCAGAAAAACUAAGGACAACGGAUCUGGGAGAUCGAAGUCGCUCCAGAUGAACCUCCUUGUUAUGGAGAACCUGUUUUAUGAUCGUCGAUUUUCGAAGAUCUAUGAUCUUAAGGGCUCCACUCGCAACCGUCACGUCCAGUCUACUGGACGGGAAAAUGAAGUUCUUCUAGAUGAAAAUCUAGUCGAGGUCGCCCAUCUGGUUCCAUUCUACUUGCGGGAGCACUCAAAGCGGAUACUACGUGGCGCAUUAUAUAACGACAGUAAAUUCCUGGCGGACAUUAACGUUAUGGAUUACUCCCUCGUGGUGGGGGUCGACAGCGAGAGGAAGGAAUUAGUUGUCGGUAUUGUCGAUUACAUCCGAACCUACACCUGGGACAAGAAGCUGGAAAGCUGGGUGAAGGAUCUGGGCGCCGCUGGAAAGGGUGAACCAACUAUCAUUACUCCCAAGCAGUAUCGCCAGCGCUUCCUGAGUGCCAUGGAGAGGUACUUCCCCUUGGUCCCCGACAGGUGGAUGAAGCAGAAGGACACUCCUGAGGAGGAGGGCGACAGUCUUCUAGAUCUCUGGCCUGACUGGUAAUGCAUCCCAUGAGCGCUAUCAUGGUUUCUCGCCGCCAUUCGCGACUUUAUCUUCCCG